Messenger RNA from Pocillopora meandrina, 8150 nucleotides. The record is from the annotation of a GenBank genome assembly. NCBI's taxonomy places the organism in Eukaryota, Metazoa, Cnidaria, Anthozoa, Scleractinia, Pocilloporidae.
AUGAGUUUACCAGUUAGGGCUAUCGUAAAACUCAAGAGAAUCCUCUUUAUGGGUUUGGUAAUUGCUGGUGCAUUCUAUGCAGUGAUGUUGAUGCCGAAAAUGCUAAAAGUCAGAAAAUCGAACCAGGAAGAUAUCGGUAAGGAAGUAGUUUUUAAAAGAGUUGCUUUUACCUUAAUAGUGCCGCUUGACACCGGAAAACACCCAUAGCAUUGCGGUAUUUUAUUGACAAUUGCAGUCUAACGUUCUCCAUCAAAGUCAUUCAUAAAACUGAAACAACGUAACACAACAACCGUCAGGGAAUUUAUGCAAUUUUGCUACUCAUUUGCUUCAUAAAUUGGCUUACCAAGUGUGAUGGUCUGUUAUUACAAAGUGCGACAACUUUUUUACUACAAAGUAGGACAAGUGUUAUUUCAAAGUGCGCCAGGUAUUAAAAAGUGUGACAGUAUUUUCUUGUGCGACCUAUAUUACAAAGCGCGAUGGACGAAAGCUAAGGGCGGGAAACUGCGGAGUUUUUCACGAAUUUCCAGCCCUAAUAAAAGCCACACUAGCAAACGUGUAAAAUUACGAUAGUUUCAGUUUUACGUGUGUUCACGCCACACCGUUAGGUUGAUGAACAAAUGGUAAAGUGUUCAACAUCCUCAAUCUAAGAAUUUUUGUCGAAAUUUUUCUCGAGUUAUGACUGAACAAUACUGAAAAUUUUGUAUCGCCUACAGACACUGACGUUCAAAGUUUCCUAGAAGCGGAAAAUACUAAAAAUACGAUAAGAACAACCAAAAGUUACUUGGCUUUUCUCGCGGCUGGGCUGAAAUCAGCAGCCGGAAGAUUUGACACCGGUCGAUUUUGGCCGUGUAUUUGAGCAGAUUUCCUCUGAGAUAUGGGAAAAGUUGAUGACUAAGAAUUUUGUGAAUUAAAAGAUACGCCCAUUUUUUGUUUUUGUAAUAAUUUAACGCAUUUUUUCAUCUUGAGCCUUGUCGCCUUCGCACUUUACAACUUUUUUUCACGGAUUGUGAAUCCUUGUUCUUUUCAGGUCUUAAUUAAGUCGACUUUUCUUGUCAGUAAAGGCCCAUUGUGUUUGCAUAGUAAACAAAAUAAUACUUGGUAGCUUGUAGUUAUGAAAUUUCUCUUCUCGUAUUCAACUCGACAUCUCACUCGUUUGCAGUGUUCACCCGUGAGAUACCGAGUGAAAUACGAGUAGAGAAAUUCCAAAUCUAUGGGCGCCCGUGUAUUAUUCUGUAUUUCUUUGAAUAAAAAAAAGCUUGUGACAAAUGAAGUGAAUAGACAUAUCAAAACGGAAGAAACAUAAUGUUUACAUCCAAGGAGGCAGAACUUAUUCUUUGAGAGAGACCUGAGAAGCUUCCUGUGAAAAUGCCACAAAUGUUCAAACAGUAUCUAUAUGCAUGACUGCACUCACGCCGUUUGUCAGCCAUAAGCUAUUUCUUUCAUCAUCUUUGCUUAAAUACAUAGGGCUGGUCAAAAUACGGCACAACUCGUGAAAAUACUCAGCGAUACUACACGCUAAAACGUCUACUAAGAUAUUUAUUACCCUAGUGCUUUUUUGUUCAGCCAAGUCUUUCUGUUCAUUUCUCAUAACGCGGGAAAAGCAAAGCAGAUAGAGCAGCGUAGCGCGCGCAGCCGACUAGUUAAACAGGUAUUUUUUUCAGUACAAAAUAACCAACGGUCAAGAUAACCGUACAAUAUCGCAGGAUAUUCGUACUCUAUUCGCGCGUUAUUCGUACUCUACGAAGUGCAGUUGGAUGAUAACACGUAGGUACACAACUGCGCUUGAUUUAAAGAAUCAAGCGCGCUGCUGGCGAAUGGCUUCCGUAAAUGAUCGUGAGUUAGGAAAUGACUGACUGGCACAAGAACCAAACUUCCUCCAACAGUAGCCUUCUUAAGGUAAAUCAGUUCUGGUCGUUGAUUGUGGAUAAAUGUGACCAUAAUGAAGUGUACACUUCGCAAAUAAUCGCGGGACUGCAAGUGACCCUGAAAUCGUAAGCGAUCCCCGAGUUGGACCAUUACUUUCGUAACUUUUUUCAUGACCAGAUCGCCCAUCGUAAUUCUCUUCUUAAUUCCGGCAACUUUCGUGAUAUCUCUCGAUUUUCCAGUCUUGUGGGUCAACAUCAGCUGAAACUUUCCACUGCUGAAAGAUUCUUUGUAAAAUGAACAACAAAUGAGUAUAAAAAGCCGGUUUCGUGGGCCGGUGUCCCAGCGGAUUUGGACAUCCCGGUCCAAAUCCGCUAGCGGAUAUGGACCCCUCGGUCCAAAUCCGCUAGCGGAUAUGGACCCCCUCCGCGGUUUGGACCCCCCAUCAAAACUGAGUGAAAACAUCAUCCUCAACGUUCUAGUAAAAAUGGAUGAUAAUUUACGUUCCAGUGCAUACUAAAGUAUGUUUUUAAUUCAAAACAUGCGUAUCGUUAAUGCAUACGAACUGGCAUCCCGUCGGAUGUUUCUUUUGACCAAGGGAAAAUGGGCAAGAAUUUAGUUUAAUGUCUGGAGAGAGGUCGUUUUUGAACCUUUUCCGCGAUAUUCGAACACCGCUAGAUUUAAUAAGAGACAAACUUGUGACACUUAUUUAUUUUGUCAUUAUUCAAUGCCCGAGUGUUGGGACGACAUGGCACAGUGCGAGUUGUGCGGGGAAAGGUUACACAUGAGCUGCGAGGGAUUUAAGGCUGUCCCGGAGGGCUAGUGGCUCUGCAUUGUCUGCAGAUUGCUAGCUUCUAGACGUCUUCGUAAUUGUUAAGGUGCUAUUUCGGAUCCCUCAACAGUUAAUAAUCGUUAAAAUUAGAAAAUAAGAUUGAGUUCGAUGUAAUAGUCUCCACUUUUGUUAAGACGUUGGCAGUACUGUUGAUAUGCAUCUGAAAAUAAGCUGAGAGUUGUCAUUGUUAUGACGUUUCGUAUCAAUGUUGCUUCGCAUCAGAAGAAGCAAAGAUUUAUUGUAACAAUUUCAAUAGUUCGAAUGCAGUAGUUUGUUCACAUCUAAUUCCUGCGUAUACUGUACGACUCACUAUAAUGAAUGCGGUAGAAUUGAAACGAAAUGGCUGUUUUUUUUCUACCUUCAUUGUGGAAAUGUUCUGUUGUGAUUGAAAAGAACAUCGACAAAAAAGCUUGCAAAUAGAAUUAGUUACCAAAUAUGAUAUAAAGGAUGCUUAAAAGGAAAGUUUGGUGGGGGGGGGUCCAAAUCUGCGAAGGGGGGUCCAUAUCCGCGGGGGUCCAAAUCCGCUGUGACACCGGCAUUAGCCGAAACGUCCCACGUUUAAGAUUCUCUAUUAACUGAAGGAAAAACGCAUGAGUAUGAAAAGCCACGAAAGAAGCGCUUUAGAUAAUUGUCACUGAUUGUACACAAACAUACCAUGCCACAAAAUGUACGCACAAUCAUAUACAUUAAUUUUUCAUAAUUCGUUAAUUUUCAUAAUACUUUAAGUGACCCAACUUCAAUAUUAUCCUAUGUAAUCCCAUGCCAUUCGCCAAACAUUUUACAAGACAAGGUGGCAAGGUGUAGGUCGAGUUAAGAUUUUAAAAAAAAUUUUCAUGUGGCUCCUUAAUUUGUGCGGCUUUCUUCGCGAUGUGUUCACCAUUCGCGCUCUCGAAAGCGACCGUAGCACUUGUGCAAUUGUUGAAGAGACCGCGAUGUUGCAUAAGUAGUUGAAAAAUGAAUGUGUUUGUGAGCACUAUACCAUGUACUUACAUGGAAAUGGUCAAAUACACUAAGUAUUCUUCAGUGACUUAAUAUAUUUGUAUUGUUUGGGCGGUUUCAGUGCCAAAUAUUUCGCUAUCUUUCAACAGACUUUCCACGUACUCCUCACAAGGUCUUGAAAGGUGCCCGGCCAUUCUGUAAAUUUGACGAUAUUGAAAAUUUACUCAGUGUUUAGAACAUUCAGAAUUUUAUUUCCUGGUGAAAUUUCUCUUGAUGCGUUUUUGUCUCGUAUUCCCCUCGAAACUGCAAUGUGCCCUAACAACCGCCAUGUUUCCUCCCGGCGAUCACAUGAGCGAACAAGAGCGGCUUCCUGAUUGGUUAUAUCAUGAUUGAGCUACCUUAAAGGCUUCCGACAUACUGCUCUCUGAUUGGGUAGGGCCCACAUAAGCCAUUUCCUCCACUGAAACGUGAGUGAGAUAGAGAGCACUUAUAGAUAUAUCGAAGGCAUGACCCUUAAUCAAUACCAAGUGUGAUUCCGCCGAUAGAGUUGUACGUAGAUUGCGAAGGAAUCUUUCUUAUUGAAUCAAAAAAAGAUUGCAGAAGUACGUACGUAAUUCCAAAAUGCGUUGUUCGUUUUGGAACGUCGCAAAAUUGACAUUCGUCAUUCUGACGGUGCAUGCCCUUGCAGGGGCAUUUUAUUCAGUAAUUUAUGAAACUAAUCGAAGCACUAACGGUAAGUAAUCAUGACAUAUGUUUGUGUUCAACUCGUAACUUGACGUUUCGAGCGUUAGCCCCUUCGCCAUCGCUCUGACGAAAGGCAAACGCUCGAAACGUCAACUCGGUUGAUACUACUAAAAUUACCACAUAACAAAUGUUGGGAGAAUGAAUCCAUUUAUAUGACUUGAAUCUGUAUGCGAAAUUGUAAAAGACGACACAAGGUUAAGCGAUGUUUUUCUGAAGUGGCACGCACCAUACCCAGUGGUCUUGUCCACUGCCGACCUCACGAACCGACAAUGCCUCCCAACGAAACCAAAAAAUGAAUUAAUAUUUUCGCCAGUUUUUCAGACUGAGUCAAACUCAGUGCCUAAGGUGACAACUAUCCAUAAUAAACAACUUUCUCGUUAUUCAACGCUACCAAGAUAUUGGUUUCGCUUUUAACUCCCCGCUAAUUUGACUGAUUGCAAUUGUAUUGUUGUGACAUUAUGCAUUAAACCUGAAACACUCGACUUUCACAGACGGGCUUUAGAGCCAUUUCAGGAACACUUGUAAAAAAAAAGCUAUCUCCAAUAAGCGAAAGCGUAGAGAAAUUUAUUCAUAUUUCAAACGCUUGGCAAUCUUGUUGCUCGACCAUACUUUUCGUGUUCUUGGAACUGCAAUCGCUCUGCAAAAACUGCUCGCUCAAGAUCCCAAAUUUUAAAGGCUUGCGGGUACGAGUAGAUGAAAAUGUCAACCAUUUCUUAAAACACUUUUUCGACUGAAGUGUGUUUCGCUGCGCACGUCGUAAAAAUAUAUUUUGAACAAUUACGAAUUUGUGCUUCUGUCUGAGUUAGGGUUACUAGGUUAUCUUGUUAUUGUCCCUUUUAAUAUUCAUGUGGCGAAUCAGUCGCUAAAUAUAUAUCUUAGAAAGUGAAACGUCCUUGUUGGCGUUUUUUUUUUUUUGGUCACAAUAUUAAGCGUAGAGUUAUGGUUGUUGAUGAUGUUUUUGUUUGAAAUGAAAUUCCAUUACCUUGUAUUUCCUGAGCUGCACGUUUGAAACUUCUGAGACAAAAAUUUACAACUUUAAUUUCCUUUUAACUGCAUAAGCGAAACUCCAUCAUCAACAAAAUAACGCUUUCUUUAUUAAAUUUGAAAUCUAGAACAGACAUGCAAGAGGAAGAUACGGUUGAAGUACGACUUUGCUCUGACGUACGUCAAUUCAACCCCUUAACGUUGAACACUACCGCUUAAUAAUUCGUUAUAAUUUCAAACAUCUAUAUUUUUUUGAUAUAGUAGAACGGUUGUAUCUUGUAAACUCCCUUUAUCAACAACCAGAUUUCUAAUAAAUUUUAAUUGAAUUUUUAACAGAUUCCCAGAAUAUUAAACAGAUGAAGAGAGAGGCACUGGUAAGUAAUCAGUUGAAAAGUCAGCGAGUGACUGUAAUUUUCUACUCGUCAGAAUUCUUACCAGGAGGGUGUGUCUGAUCCCAUUCUCGACCAAAACAUGUCAUUUUCACACCCGCAGCAGACCUGCAGGUCUGUAAAAUGCAUUUCCAUUUUGACACCUUACUUCUGUAAGUUGCAAUUUGGGUUUGGAAUUCAUUAUGUUCUCCCGUAGAAUAUCAUUACUUUGAAAAAAUAAAUAGUGAAUUUGAAGUUAUCAAUUGUACUCAAAACAAUAUAAUCCUAAAAGAGUGCUAACUUUCGGAUUUAUAUCUCUCAGUAUUUUCACACAAAUUGAAUGCGGCAAAUUUUCAACUAUUGGGUUUAAUUUGCGCUUAUUUUCAAUCCAAAGUGCCUCUAUAAACCUGUUUUACUGUAGUACAACAACUCAAAAGCCCUUUGCUGAGAAAAAAGACUUUUCUGGAAAAAAACGCUUCUCCUCACUGAAAUAAAACUGUACUUAACCUCACUGAAAUCCUGCAAUCAUUAGAACACAUACCCAAGAUAAAAAUAGACAAAGGAAAAAGUGAACGAAACGUAUCACUAACAGAUUAAUGGCUUAGGAUUAGAGACAAAGGUCAUUCCCCGAGAGAAGAGAAAGGCCAUUUUCCGCACGACUUACCUUUUUCACACUGGGCUCAUGUCUUGAAGAGCAGUUUUGUCGAAAACAUAAUUAAAAAUUUGUUCCAAACAGAGAGUCUAUCCCAGUAGUACACAGAACGCAAGUCACACACAUCUACGGUCACCUUGCUCAGAUGACCAACGACUGACUUUUCUUUUGCUGGUUGAUAAAGCAUCCAAUCAACCACAAUUUCGUUAAUGAGGUUUAACAUCCUUAUGGGAAAUGAGGGUUCUAUUAUUACACGCCCUUAACUGAAUUUUCAAGGUUUUUCUUUAGUACGUUUUUCUGUGUAUGUCUUCUUUUUUCAAAGAAGAUCUAUUUUCAACGAACUCUCCAGCUACGGGGAGUGGCAAAUGGAAAAAUAUAUAUUCUCUUUUUGUUUUAGUUAGUGGUAUUUUAAUGUUAAAUUGUAAAAACCAUUUUUAAAGCUUAUUACCAUUUUAACCAAAACCUACAAUAGUGUCAGGUGAAUAUGCCCCCCACCCAAAAUGGCCAGAAUGUUUGGAUUUACAUUACGUGUAAGUAAUAAUGAAUAAGCAACUGUAUAUUACGCGUUACUCACGCAGUGUGGGAGCCGAAUUUGAGAAUUGUUUGUAUUCACCUUGACAAACAGUUCGAAAGAAUAAUUUUGGUUCCUUCCUUCUCUCUCUAUGGUUUUCAUUUGGAGUCAAAAACGUGACCAUGUUUAUACGUAUUUUUUGUGUCCUUAGGAAUCAUACAGUUAUCCCUGACACAUAAUUUUGUCCCUGAAACAGGUCGCACAAAUGCAAUGAUCGUGGCAACAAAAUAGGACACAAAGACUUGUUUUGUAAGCAGUAAACACGAAUCGAUUCGUGACGAAGCCCUGUUUCGGCGAUUUAGCACCUUAAAUGUUCCAGCCUUGUUAAGAAUGUUUAUCACCUUAAAUCAUUUUUAAUUUCCCUUUUUUCAGAUCAGACUUCUAGAGGAAAGAUAUCGGCCUUGGAAUUCUUCUGCUUGUACCAAGCAAGGUAGAAGAAAACCUAUUCAAUAUGUCGUCAAACAUCACCUUAUCGUGUCCGAGCGUUACAAAACACUCUUCUGUUUCGUUCCUAAAGUAGCAUGUAGCAACUGGAAACGAAUUUUUCACGUUUUAGAAGAACAUUUCAACUCGUCGGAAGAUAUCUCCCACGAAACUUCGCAUGAUUCAGGAAAGUUACGCUUUUUGAGACAUUAUUCAAACGCUACAGUAGUAAAUCACAUGUUAAAAACAUACAAAAAGAUUGCAUUUGUUCGCGAACCUAUGGAGCGAUUUCUGUCGGCCUACCGGAGUAAAUUUGCACCUGUUGAUCCCCCUAGGAAGGGAUAUUAUUACAGCAUCGGCCUAGACAUCAUCAGAAGGAUCCGGAAGAACUCUACGGGGUUAACACCACAUUAUCCUACAUUUAAGGAAUUCGCAAAUUACGCGAUUACUACACCUUUUAGUUCUCAUGAUGAACACUGGGAUCGUCAGCAUAAUUUAUGCGCUCCGUGUGAUAUAAAUUAUGACUUCGUUGGCAUCUAUGAUAAUAUCAAAGCAGAUGCUGAUCUCGCUCUUAUGUUGAUGGGAGCUGAUGAAGAGGUUACAUUCCCAAAUGUCGAAGCUGCACCCGAAGGACAAGGAUCACAAACGAAGAUGAAGACUUUCUAUUCAGGAAUAUCACAAGAAGAAUUCACACGACUGCAGAAUAUCUACGCAAAAGACUAUGAAAUUUUUGGAUUCAAAAAGCCCAGUUUUCAAGAAAUAGUGAAUCCCUGA